Molecule: messenger RNA, 4839 nt
Organism: Limulus polyphemus (Atlantic horseshoe crab)
Lineage: Eukaryota; Metazoa; Arthropoda; Merostomata; Xiphosura; Limulidae
Product: MCM domain-containing protein 2-like
Exons: 18
Coding region: 1819-3822 (667 amino acids)
Biological process (GO): double-strand break repair via break-induced replication
Molecular function (GO): ATP binding; DNA binding; single-stranded DNA helicase activity
Source: RefSeq, a predicted model, not a curated record
ACUAAGGCUCAUAAUUCAACCAAACUUCUAAUAAAUGCUGUUAUUCUUAUGUUGUUUUUUUUAGCUACUAAGCAAAAUAUAAUAAUAUAGAUACACUACUAUAACUAGCUAGAUCACGUGUAUACCAUGUUGGUCUAAUGUUUUGUGUGCACAGUUUGAGACUAAUCAUGGUUUGCAUUCCUUAUGUAGCAUCCUUUAAAGAUAUGUGUAUUCCAAUUGAAAUUUCAAGUUUUUAUUUAUUUCUGUUUCAAUUGUUUAUAUGUGAAAGACCAUACAACUGAAGUAUUGUUGGUCUGUAUUAAAAUAUUGUGUUAUUGUUUAAUGAUUUAAAAAUGCAUGUUUAGAAUUACCUGUCAGUAGAGUCUGUGAGAGGAAGUUUUUACACUAGCAAAAUAACAUGAACUUAAAUUGCUCAUUAUAUGAUUUUUAUCCUUUUUUCAAAAAUUAUUCUGAGUUUAAGUUUCAACCAGUCAGCGAUGCCUUGUGAAAUAGCAACAAAUUUAAUAUGACAAGUAGACUGGAUGACUAAUGAUGAUUAUUAAUGUGUUGAAAUAGAAGAAAUUGAUGGCAGUUAAUGAUUGAACAGAACCGUUUAUUUUUACAGAUUGAGUGUUGUUAAUGUAUCUGAUUAUAUUCUUAGUUUAAAAUUCAAAAUAUUGUAAGAUUUGUUUUAGCUGUUGACACUUCUGAUAGUUCUAUUAUUGCAAAUAUAUAUAGAUACAUUGUUAGAAGUUGGGGUUUAUAUAAAGAAAGUGAAAUAUUUAUUGAUAAUGACUAUGUAAUAACUUCAACCAGAAGAGCUUCUAAAAUUCUACAAUAAUAAUUGCAAUUAAUAAUAAAUAUUCUUAAUUAUUGGUAACAGGCAAACCACAAAAAACCUUUAUGACUUAGGUCAUCAGUUGGUAUCCUUGCUACUAGUGGUGCUUUCAGGCCUUUGAGAUAGUACAGAUUCUGUCAAAACAUGCAUACUGGAAAUAAUUAAAAUAAGUAAUAGCUAUUCAUGAUAGUAUUAGUUUUCUCCUUCUCACUGUAGGUUGAGUAAUAUUUGAAGAACAUAUUGUUUCAUUUAUGUUGUAACUACUUUUUUAUAUUAACUUGUGAAUUCCUGAAUGUAUAUUGACAGUUUUCUUGCAUGUUUUUGUUAUAAGUACAUAUGUGCAGGAAAACAAAAUUAAUAUAUAUAUAUAUAUAUAUAUAUAUAUACAGGGUUGAGUACACUAUAUCAAAACAAUUUCGGACAUGCAGAUCACCAAGUAGAUAGCAUCCAUCAUAAAACCCUGCUACAGAAAGUAAUGUUUCAAGUUAAACCUGCCAUAUGACCUCAAUGAGAUUUAGUAUGUACCAAAUCAGAACUUAUUUUUUUUUGUAGAAAUAUAAUAUACCCUAUAGAAGGGUAAGGUAUGUAGUACUUGCAUACUGCAUGCAAUCUGUUUGAAAAUGUAUUUGUUAGUUUCUUUGCUAAUAUUUAUAAUGAUGAAAGUCAUCAUAGACUAAAGAACUUCUCUACAGGUUCAUAGUCUGUUAAGGCAAUAACUAGAGUCUUAUGUUUAGAUGAAAUAGGAAGUUUGCAAGCUGUCAAAAGCCACAUUAGCAAGUCCAGGGAAGAGCCCUUUUAAUACUUAAAAGAUACAUUUGGAAUAGAUAUGUAAUCAUUUAUCAUUCAUAGUAUAAAUGUUACCUGUAGACAUUUUACAAAGAAAAUUAGUUAUCUUAGUGAAAAAAUAGAGGACAUAAUAUAAAAGAUUUAAGGCUAUACUCGGCAAAGUUUCAGAAGAGGCAAUUGCCUUGUCUGCCUCUGUCUGUAGGUUUUGCAGUCAUAUGCUAAAUUUAAAGAAUGUGGUUGAUUGUAGUUUUGGAAUUAUAGUGUUAAUUGUCACAUUACAAUAUGUGCUGCUAUUUAUUUGUAUAGGAAAUUCUGAACUGUUAAUGAUGGGUGAGGACUAUUCUACGAAGCACAGUUUUAGUAAUCUGAACAGCAUGUCUGAAGUAUUUUGUGAAAAAAACUUUGAUCUUCCAAACACUUCAGAACAUCCUUCCAACAACACUUGUGGGUCAGUUAAUACAAAUGAUUUGUAUGAAGCUACAAUUUGCUACCUUGAUAAAAUAAACUACUUUGAAAAGAUGAGAAGAGAAUGUGAUAUAUAUUGGAGUGGCAACAGUAAUGCUUUUGAGGGAGUUGAUAGACCUGACUGUGCAUGCACUUUGCAAGAAAUAAGUUUGAAAUCUGUUGACUCUGAUUUGAUGGAAGAAAAUGCCCCGUUGUGUGAUAUUGUUCUACAUCAGCCAGUGAGAGCAAGAGAAAUAUUUAAAAGUGUUGUAUACAUAGCUUUGAAGUCAUUGCAAAUUAUGCCAGAGACUUUCACUUGUAAUCAGUUAUUGGUGGACAUUAAAAUAGACUGGUUACCCCCAUUUUCAGAGUACACUAUAUAUAAUGGUAUAAAGCUAACAAACAAAAUGAAUGAGAAAAGAUUUGUGAAGUUUGAAGGUAUUGUUCAGUUGCUGAGUGGACCCACUAAAUACACACAAAGUGCUCGUUACCAGUGUUCCUUAGAAGAUUGUGAAGGUUACCAAGGGAAUAAGUUUGUUAGGGUACACAUCCCUGGAGCAUGGGAGACAGAAACAAUAAGAAAGGACUUUUUGUGCUUAUACUGCCAGAGCCCAUUAGUGGAAGAUCCAACGUGCCGUAUACUUGGUGAUAAAGUUAUUGCAGAAAUGAUUCCAAGCAGUGCCUUCUAUACAAGUACUUAUAGUGUCUGUCAUCAGUCUAUUACAGUGUAUUGCAGAGAUGAACUAACAGAAAAUAUACUGCUGGGCAGGAAGUACUCUGUGAUUGGCAUUCCUUUUACAAGGAAGAUUGGAUCCAGUAUUUUUGUUUUAAUGGAGGCAAACAAUAUGGAGCUUAUUGAGAAUGUACCAUAUAAUGUACCAUCAUCAAUUCACAAUUUGCCCCCACCACUUAUGGAACUUUAUAAUGCAGGGACUCUGCUUCUAGCUACUGAUGGUGUAUGUUUUCUUGGAGAUUUAUCUUUCUCCAGUAAAAAUAAACAAGAAAUUCUUGUUAGAGCAUUAGAAAGUGGAAAUAUAAUCAUUAGCCCUCCACCACAAGUAAAUUGUGUUGGUGACCUUCCUCUGCUGACAUAUCCACUCCAGUGUACUGUAUGGGGUCUUAUAUCUUCUAAUAGUAGAAAGAAAAGUGACACUGGUAGGAAGCAGGUAGAACAAACUUCAGUAGGUCUAGGAAACUUGAACAAAGUACUAAUUAAUGGAUUUGGUAUGCUAUAUAUUACUGAUAGUACAGUGCCCAAUGGUGAUGAGUAUUAUAAUCAGUUAACACUAUGCCAAAUCUCUGACAAAUCUUCUACAUCAAGUUUCUCUAACAUUUUAAUGUCUAAUGAAGAAUGGAAAAAGUUUCUGACUUAUGCCAGCUCUAUUAACACAAGGUUUACUGAAGAAGCAGAAUUCCUGAUACAAGGUUAUUAUGUAGCCAGUAGAAGAGUUCAUUCAUCAGCUGCUCAAGGGCCAGAGUUUCCUAUGGCUGUUGUUUCUACCCUUAUGUCAGUGGCUCAAGCCUUCAGUAAACUGUCCUUGAGACAAAAAGUAGCUGACAGUGAUGCUGUUAUGGCUAUUUUACUUUAUGAAGAAACUCUAAGUGCUAGAUAUGGUUACUCUGCUUUAAAUGUCAGAAAUAUGCCGCAUGCCAGAAAUGAAAAUAUGUCCUAUCUUUUUGGUCUUGAGAAUGACCAAAGAUUACAGCAGUUUCACAGACUACUGCAACAGUUUAUAGCUACAUAUGCUGGAGAUGCAGGGUUUAAGGAAGAGUGAACAUCCUUUUAUAAGUUGUUGAGACCAUAUAAAGUCUUUUACAAGGUGAUUUGAACAUACCUUAUGCAUUACCUUAUAAUGAAGUUCAGGACACAAGAGUUUUAGAAGUGAUCUUAAUAAGAUGGAUCAAAUCUUUUAUGGUACAGUACUAAAUAUAAUGUGAUUGCCACUAAAUGUUAGUAACUAGUUAAAAAACAGAUAUAUAUUUAAUGGAGUUAAAAGACUAGAGGUUAAUUCAAAUUGUCAGAAAUCUUUAUAUAUCUAUCUACAUGUAAUAAAAUGCCUAUUAUAUGAAUAGGUUCUAUCAGUGAUGUAUUGUUUUGUUUACAUAUAUACAAAUUAUUUUGUGUUUAUACAAAAGUACUCUUUUUUUCUGUACACAUGUAUUUUUUUUUGUUAAAUGAAAAUAUUAUUUUAGCAUUGGUGUUAAUCUAUAUUUUGAACUUCACUAAGUAAUUGUAUACUAUUUCAUUGCUUAUCUGCAUUACUUACAAUUUGGAGUUUGUUUUGCACAAAGAUUUGUAAUCACUUACCAAGAUUCAUAGAGAUUUGUAAUAUAUUCAUUGGCUUUUAUACAUGUAUUCAUAUAUUUUUGUAAAUUACAUCAAUUUUGUAUUAUUGAAUACUAAUGUACGUUUAUUUUAUUUGACUUCUUACUCACAGGGUUGGUGUCUGUGAUGCUCUCAAAGUUUCACAACCUUAUUUGUAACUUGAAAAACAUUGAUAAACACUAUGUUUUUCUUAGAAUCAAAACCUUUCCUGGACUUUGAAAACAAUCAUUAUUUAGGGUUAAUGAGUUUCAGUUAGAUAAAUAAGAUAAAGAUAAAUUAGUAUUAUACUGAACUUUAGUACUAUUUAAUGUAUUUAUUUUUAACCUUCAAAGUUCAGUAAGUAGUGAUCAUAAUUGAAAUGUUUCUGUUUAGUAAAUGUGAUGUAGUAGUAAUAUAUCUAAAAAUUAAUACCUAUGUGAAUAUGGCAUAUUAUGAUGUUUAUAAUAAAGUUGAGAUGAAAAUAUUU